AUGUCCACAACCACAACCACAACCCCCACCACAACAAUAAGCACCAGUCGUCACCACCACCACCGUGGCCACCGCCUACGCAACUUCCUCCUACCCAACGGCCGGGAAGUCCACAUAGCGCUCUCACCCGAGGAAGCAGCAUCUCUCAAGCAGCGCCUCUCCGCCGUCCGCAAUGGCGAGCCUUUUGACCUCCUGCUCUCGGGGUCGCCAGAGCACUUGGAGGCACUGCGGCAGGCACAUACGCAUAAUAAGUCCCGGAGAGAGAUGCUGAGGGAGAGGCAUGGGAGUGCGUAUGAUGAAUUUGAGAGUGUGAGGAGUGAGCUUGAUGCGUUGGGGAGUGAGUUGCAUAUGUUGACUGAUCAUGCUGUUAGCUUGGAUGCGAAUUUUAGUAAGUAUGGGUACAGUGCCCAUUUGAGAACGUAUGAUGAUACGAGUGGGGGGCCCAGUGAGACGAGCAGUGUUAGUGGGUGGCAUGGGGGUGAUGAGCAUGAGAAGAAGGAUUGGGAGAAGGAGAGGAGGAAUGGGAGGAUUAUGAAAGUUUAUAAGAAACCAACUGUGAGGCAGUAUUUCCAUAAAGGUCUCUUGUGGCGAGCUUCGGAAAAUACUGAUGUCGCUUCGUUUGAGCUUUUCGUGGACUUGCUUUAUGUUGGCAUUAUUGCUAUUAAUGGCGAUCAUGCUGCUGAGGGCCCAACUGGUUAUGAGCUUCUACGCUUCACCAUCACUUUUAUGAUGAGUUGGAAGAUUUGGAGUGAUCUUGCGACUAUUAUUAGUUGGUUUGAGACGGAUGAUAUUAUGCAGCGGCUAUUUGUACUGUUUGUUAUGUCUUGUCUUCUUGGCCUGACAACAAAUAUGCUUGACUUCUUCGACCACACAUACUCGCAACUCAUCUCCUUCUAUCUCGCUGCGCGCCUCUUCAUGGCGAGUUACUUUUUCUUCCUCUCCUUCAUAAUUCCCAUGGUCCGCGGCAUGAUGUACCUAAACGCCGUCAUGACAGUGAUCCCAGCCACCCUCUGGAUAGCCAGCGUCCACAUCUCCAUGCCCCUGCGCCUAGCCCCCAUCUGGAUCGCGCUAGCCCUCGAUCUCGUCGGCGUCAUAUCCGUAUACCUGCUCAUAAAAAGCAAACAAGCCUUUCCUCGAUCCGCGGAAGAAUGGAUCGACCGCGCAUUCGAAUUCAUCCCCGCUCUUAACAUCGAGCAUAAAGUAGAGCGGACAAACGCGUUCGUGACCCUCGUUUUCGGGUAUAGUGUCGUGGCGGUUAUCUAUCAGAGCGCGGCGCCUUUCGGCUUGAAUGCUUACUAUGGGAAGGCGGCGCUGGGGUUGAUCCAGGCGUUUUGCUUCAAUUGGAUCUAUUUCGAGCUUGAUGGCGCAGAUUUGUUUGCGCAUGCUAUUAGGCGCUCUGCUAGUGCUUCAAUGGUUUGGAAUACCAUACACCUCCCUUUCAUCAUGUCCUUCGUGCUCGGCGCGGCUGCACUCUCUAAGCUCGUCAUUGCGCACGAUUGUCAGGAUACGGAAGUGGAUUAUCUGACUGAGACCUACAUGGCGAAAUCAGAUGAUGAGAUCCCGAUCGGACUACGUUGGUUCUACUGCACUGGUCUCGGAAUAGCUUUACUGUGCAUGGGCAUAAUCUCCCUCUCCCACAUCCACAAAGACGGGCCCCUUGGGCAGCGUCUCCGCAAGAAACACCGCAUGGCGAACCGCUUCUGCGUCUGCGCCAUCCUCUUCUGCCUGCCUACAUCCCGUGCCCUCAAUUCCCUGCACCUCAUCGCCAUUGUGACCGGCCUGAUUGUAUGGGUGCUGCUGCUAGAGUUGUGGGGCUGCAGUUGUCCGGAAGAGAGCUUUUUUGGCGAGAAGAAGGGUUGUAGGUAUACGGCUAGGUGUAGGGCUGCGAGAGGCGAGGUGGGUGAUGCGGAGGGAGAGGCGAGGAAAGGGG
Lachnellula hyalina is the source of this 1930-nucleotide messenger RNA. RefSeq lists its product as uncharacterized. The transcript is spliced from 6 exons. The annotation marks the transcript as partial. NCBI's taxonomy places the organism in Eukaryota, Fungi, Ascomycota, Leotiomycetes, Helotiales, Lachnaceae. The record is from RefSeq and is a predicted model, not a curated record.